AUGCCCAAAAGUGACACGUGGCCGGGUGGCACUGGGCUGGAGGUGGUGCCCGGCAUGGACAGCUCCGGCAGCUGCGACAGUGUCCUCAGCACCAACUCAGGAUGUAGUGAUGACAGCCUGGAGUACCUGUCUGCGGAGGAAAAGGCCUGCCUCAUGUUUUUGGAGGAGACCAUCGACUCUCUGGACACCGAGGACGACAGCGGACUUUCUAAUGACGAGGCGGAGCAGACACCCAGUCCUGGAACUGUGGCCAGCAAACAGGCCGAGCUGACCGCCUCCUUCAACCGGAGCACCUCCAACAGUGACCACAAAGAAAUCCAAAAGCAGUCAAUCAAAACAAACUGUGAAAAACUACCGAGCUACCUUGUGCCUACACCCUUUGUCAUCGCGAACACAAGUCAAUCGUCUUCAGUUCCCAGCGCUCCCUCCAAAAGGAACUUUGCGACCAAACCCAACCGCAGUAUUUCUGAUAAAGAACGUAGUCAGACUAUCUCCCCGAUCGCAGAGUCUAGGACCAUCCCGCCUGCAGUGCCCCCUAAACCAAAGAAGAAACCUGAAAACUCGACAAAAAUGGCUUUGAGUUCCAGCCGUUCAUUCUGUGUCAAACGCACGCCCAAUCCCGAAAUGGUGCGUCAAGAAGCGUUGCAUAAACUGGGCCUCAUCAAAGAGACAGACGAGAACGCACAUUCUUCAACGACGGCGGGAGUCCACAGGGGUCUGAACUCGGCUCACGGGAGAUUUGUGAAGACUCCGACAAAUAGCCAAGCCGCGAGGAGCCCGUCUUUCUGCGUCACGCGUUUGCUGCCGGAGACUAAGAGUAAGGGGCUACAGUGCAGUGCUAGCUUCCAUCACUCAUCCAGACAUGACCAUUCUGCUGCAACCCAUCAUCAUCAUCAUCAUCAUCAUCAUCAUACCACUAGUUCUCAACACAACCACGCCAAUGGACCAAAUUACCCGGUCCAGUCUGAAAAAGGACCACCAGACACAGCUUUAUCCAAGACCCCAAAGCCGUCUAGCGCAGUGGGCUACACAGCGAUGGUGGUUCCUGGGAUGGGUGCGGACAGGAGGGAGGCCCUGAGGAAACUGGGACUGCUCAAAGACUAA
Messenger RNA from Knipowitschia caucasica, 1104 nucleotides. Lineage: Eukaryota; Metazoa; Chordata; Actinopteri; Gobiiformes; Gobiidae. The record is from the annotation of a GenBank genome assembly.